Molecule: messenger RNA, 2516 nt
Organism: Clarias gariepinus (North African catfish)
Lineage: Eukaryota; Metazoa; Chordata; Actinopteri; Siluriformes; Clariidae
Gene: rad21l1
Product: RAD21 cohesin complex component like 1
Exons: 14
Coding region: 160-1797 (545 amino acids)
Biological process (GO): mitotic sister chromatid cohesion; replication-born double-strand break repair via sister chromatid exchange; synaptonemal complex assembly
Cellular component (GO): synaptonemal complex; cohesin complex
Molecular function (GO): chromatin binding; protein binding
Source: RefSeq, a predicted model, not a curated record
UUUAAAUUCAGUUAAGCUGUCAAUAGAACAAUCUCACGUAUAGGGAUAUACAGUACACACAACAUUCUGAGGUGUCUUAUUUGUUCUGUAUGCAGAUUUGAGAUUAGAUUAAUAUUAGAGAAAAGUUCCUGAAGAACUAAAUGUGAUGAACAACUGAAGAUGGUGUUUUUUACACAACUUUUUACCACCAAACAUGGAUCCCUGGCCAAGAUCUGGCUUGCAGCCCACUGGGAGAAGAAAAUCACCAAAGCCCAUGUGUUUGAAUGCAAUCUAGAGAUGACAAUAGAGGAUAUUAUUUCUCCUCAGGGAAAGAUUGGGCUGCGGUCGUCAGGUCACCUGCUCUUGGGCAUUGUGCGGAUCUACUCUAGGAAAGCCAAGUACCUACUUGCAGACUGCAGUGAUGCGGUGGUUAAAAUCAAAGUGGCUUUCAGACCAGGACAGUUGGAUCUGCCUGAAGAACGAAUGGAGGCCAUGGUUAAAGCCAUCACACUGCCUGAGGAGUUCCCUGACUUUGAGUCACAGCUGCCUGAUCUCAAUACAAUCGAUGUCGUAGAUCACUUUUCACUCAACCAGAGCCGCACAGAGGAAAUCACCAUGAAGGAAAACUUUGGAAAUAGCUUUUUCUCCAUGGACGACUUGGGAGAUGAAACCCAGUCCCAUCAGGGACUAUUUGAUACAAGCUUUCAAAGUCUCUGUGCAAAUGGUGAUGGGUUUGGUGAUGAGGGCCUGGCUUUUGAUCUUGUUGAUUUCAUAGCAAAUGGUAAUGAGAGUGCCCUGCUGACUGAUUCCUUUGGUGAAUCACCAGUUGAGGUCCCUGCAACACCCCCACCAACUGCCAUUAAUCCUACAGCUUUAGAGCCUUCCAUAGCUACUUCAGAGGCCUUACCAGAGACUCCCACACUAAAUGAGACUACACUGCUGGAGAAUGCAGAGGAAGGCUUUGCUCUUGAACCAGUGGAAGUUACACAAAAGAAGAAAGGAAGUAAAAAAAGGAAGCUGGUAGUAGAUCACUUAAAGGAACUUUCUAAUGAAGCCAUCAGAGCCCAACUAGCUGACUACUCUGAACUUCUGGCCCCCCUUGACAUAGCUCCACCCACACGGCAACUUAUGGACUGGAAGGAGAAUGGAGGCGUGGAUUAUCUAUUUUCACAUUUCUGCACACCUGUCAUGGGUGACGACUUGCAGAAGCUCUUCCCUAGAGAUGUGUUACCUGGAAAAAUGGGGCCAAACUGCAAAGCUGGAGAUGAAAAUGACCCGAAGGAGACGAGAGAGCAGAUGAGAGAGGCCGAGAGUGAGAGCAUUGCUGUGCCUAUGAUGAAGGAAAUGAGCUUACUGCAAGAGACUGCGGAAGGAAACAGCGCAGCAGAGGCUUCCAGCUUUAUCGAACCAUCCUUCGUACAUAUGGAGCCCUCAGAAUUCAAUACCAGCAGACUGGAGGUGUUGCAUCCAGAGCUGCUCUCUGAUGAAUCAAUGCUGGUCCAUCCAUCUGAAAUGAACAGUGAAACUCCACCAGUGUUGACACAGACACAGCACUCUUCCCUGGACAGCCAGAAUGUAGAGGAGAAGAAAAUGACUUGUCGCGCGCAGAAUCUCCUCCAGACUAUCAGAAAGCAGAACAGCAACCCAGACUCCACAUACAGCCUUCAUGAACUAUGUGAGAAUUGCAGUCGACCCAGUGCAGCGGCCAUGUUCUACUGUCUGCUGGUGCUGAAGAAACAGCAGGCCAUCAGUUUCCACCAGGUUGCCCCCUACAGUGACAUCAUCAUUACACCUGGUCCUUUCUUUCAGAAGCUUUAGAACAGAAUCUUUCUGUGCCCCAUGUGCAACUUCAUCAACCUACUAAGAACUUAAUCACUGGAAUUUUAAGGAGCAAAUUAACGAGGCAGUUAAACAGCAUAAAGGAAAUGACACCAUCCAUCCUUAGCUCUGCCUCGUAGAACAUAAUUGACUAGAAUCUCACAAAACACAAUGCAAAACAGACAAGUUUGUAUUUCACAAGUUUCGAGCUGGUAUGUUUAGUGGAUUAACAUCCAACUAAUAAGUCAAUUAUUUUUGUGUGUUUUGAAUCCAGUUAAAUGUUGGGUUUGUUGUGGGUAUUUGCUUCAGAUUUAUAGCUUUGGGUUUUAUUUUACAUCCCUGUUUUGUUUAUCUAUGUUAUACUCUAUAAUGUUCAUAUUUUAUGUACACAAACUUACCUGUUUCAUAUGGCUAGUUGAUAUGUUUAUGACGUGGACAUUUGGUGUUGUUGUUUGACAUUCCAGAAUAUUGUUAGUUCUUUUUAAGGUUAUGAUGUUAAUACUAAGCAAUUCAUUUUGAUACGAACAAAAUAAAGAAUAUUUAUCUUGUACAAAAUUGUCACUCUUGUCUAUUGCGUGUAUGAUGGAGUCUCGCAUUGAGAGCUCCUUCCUAAACAGCAUGCACAUUAAUCUUUAUAAUUAGCUUGUGAUCUUUAAUAAUUAUAUUUAUUUUAUAAUGAAAAAAAAUAUCUUAAAAACAUUAAAAAUCACUUACUCUCA